GUGCAGUUGCGUCGACAACCUUGUCUGUGGAUGGCAGUCGUUGUUUAGUUGGGGAAGGCGACGGCCAAGUCCCGGCGGGGAACGGGCGUCUCGGUGCAGUGGCUCGGUGCCAUGUGAGGCAGUGGGGCGGUGCUCCAGGCCGGUCUAUGCAUCAGCCGUAGACAGGCCGAGCGCACCCGGCUAGAAGGAUCGUAUAAGCGCGACUCCUAUUUAGCAAGGUCCUUAUCCCUUCUUCCUCCUCCUCACUCCUAUCGCCCUUGGAACCUCUUUCUAUCUUAUUUCUUCAAAGCUAUAAUCCUCAUCAUGCCCAUCGUCGCACCUGCUCAUCGCAUCCAUACCAUUCACGGUUCCUUUGGCGGUCCAAGCUUCUCCUCUCUCGUACCCGCAUCCUCGUCUGCUCAAGCAUCUUCGUUCAAUUCAUUACCAAACGUAUCCUACGCGUCCUCCCGGGCUCGUGCAUCGGGCUUGUCGGUUCUGAAUUCACGCACGUCACUCUCGUUCACAACGAACAGUGCGGCGAAUGGGUCACUCUUCACACCAAGGGUACGGAACAAUAAUUUCGUUGCCCCAGUAAGCACACGUCGCGCCCCACCACCGCCUCCGCCCAAGGUGGAGACUGCGCCGGAGGACCCUUUCGCAGACAUGUACAGCGCGACCGAUUGCGUCGUCGUUUCGCUACCAGCACCUCAUCGUGUUGUGCGAACACAAAUGCCCUCCCAGACCUCGCAAAUCCGAGUACCUCCUCCGUCAGUCACAUCUAUGCUUGCCGAGCCCGAGCCUACACCCGUACCCGUAAUACGCUCGGACGAACGCAGGGCAGCCAAAUUGGUUGCAAACGUGCUGUUGAGUAGGGCGUGCGGACGGCCCAUGCGUCGGAGACCAAUGGAUUGUGGAGAGAAGACAUACGUGAAGAGCUGCUUAUCAAAGAUGGUCGAGGUCGAAGCUUAAAGCACGGAGUCUGCUACUGUGGACGCUUGUCCUCGCUGCCCGUCGUGCUGGCUGCUCAAGCCACAAAACUACUUUACAUCCCCCCUCAUUCAUUCCCAUUCACGAAUAUUUUUCACGUUGGAGUACGGUUUUUCUUAUUGAUCAUUGGACGUUUCAGGUGGACCCUGGGAUCCCCGCAUCUUUUCUUCCUUUUUGGUUUUGACGCAUAAUAUUAUAGCUCACUCAUCGUUCUCCUCAUUCCCCUCGCUGUCAUCUGUACAAUUUAUAAAGCAUCGCAAUCCCUCAUCUCAUAGAACGUGUACCUGUGUAAUCUUACGUAUUCUGACUCGUGUAAUUCAUCGUUGUGAUUCUU
This is a messenger RNA of Somion occarium, 1300 nucleotides long. NCBI's taxonomy places the organism in Eukaryota, Fungi, Basidiomycota, Agaricomycetes, Polyporales, Cerrenaceae. The record is from the annotation of a GenBank genome assembly.